This is a messenger RNA of Octopus sinensis (East Asian common octopus), 492 nucleotides long. RefSeq lists its product as uncharacterized. The record is from RefSeq and is a predicted model, not a curated record. Lineage: Eukaryota; Metazoa; Mollusca; Cephalopoda; Octopoda; Octopodidae. Bases 1 to 492 code for a protein of 163 amino acids. The transcript has a single exon.
AUGGACUAUUUGAACACAGGAGCAGAUGAAAAUAUUGAACCAGGAGUGCCAGUGAUACUGCCUCCCUCAUUCACAAGCAGUCCAAGGAAUAUGCACCAAUAUUUUCAGAAAGCCAUGUUAAUUGUUUCAAAAUAUCAUAAGUUAGACUUGUUCAUCACUUACACCUGCAACCCAAAGUACCCUGAGAUAGUUGGUAAUCUACAGCAAAAUAGGCCAAAUUUAGUUGCCCGAAUGUACAAGUCACACCUUGCAGAAUUUAUGAAGGACAUAAAGAAUAGAAACAUUUCUGGAACACCAGUGGCUCAUGUCCAUGUCAUUGAGUUUCAGAAGAGAUGUCUUCCCCACUGUCACAUGUUGGUAGUGUUGAGAAAUGAGAACAAACUCAGAAACAGUAAUGAUAUAGAUAGGAUCAUGACAGCUGAAAUUCCUGAUGCCAAUGAUGAUCCAGUCUUGCAUGAUUUAGUAAAAAAAUGCAUGAUACAUGGUCCUUGA